AUCCACUGCUAUUGUAAGCUAUAUUAUUACAGCUUGUAGCUUCCAUAAUAUUUAAGUUUCUGGCUCUCAUUACCUUUCAAUUCCAGAUGAAAUCAUUCGCAAAUCCGGCCUCAAGAGCUCUACAGCAACGAGGACUCAUCAACUCACGUACUCAAUUCGUCAACAACUUCAACCGUGCUUCUACCGCAAAGAUGUCUUCCUCCGUAGGCGAGCUCAAGAUUGAGAACACCAACAUCAAGACUGCUCCUGGUGUCGAGCUUUCCCAAUCACAAAAGACUAUUGUCGGAAGCGUACUCGACCUCUUCGCUGGCCGGCCUUCUCUUCCCAAGCUCCAACUAUGGAAGGAUGACGCCGAGUUCACAGACCCCAUUACCAUCUCAAAAGGCCGCGAAAAGUACUCCGCCCAGUGGUACGGUCUCCAGGCUGCCUUCAGCGAGAUUGAGCGCCUGCACCACGAGGUCAAGAGCGCCGGCAACCCCAUAUCCAUUGACAUGAAGACCCGCUAUGUCAUCAAGGGUAUCGGCAAGGAACAAACCGUCUCUAGCGUCGUCAACAUCUACACCGAGGGCGACAAGAUCGUCAAAGUCGAGGACAAAUGGGACGGCAAGCUCCCUGACUCUGCUUUCGCUGAUGUUUUCCGCAAGCUGAACGCUUACACCGUUCCGCUGAUCGUUGGAGUGCCAAAGAACGCCGAGGAGGACGCCAAGAAGGGCAACCAGUGAUGGAGUGAAUUUCACCCUCGAACCGC
Messenger RNA from Dissoconium aciculare CBS 342.82, 748 nucleotides. RefSeq lists its product as uncharacterized. Bases 87 to 722 code for a protein of 211 amino acids. Lineage: Eukaryota; Fungi; Ascomycota; Dothideomycetes; Mycosphaerellales; Dissoconiaceae. The transcript is spliced from 2 exons. The record is from RefSeq and is a predicted model, not a curated record.